Molecule: messenger RNA, 3916 nt
Organism: Lepus europaeus (European hare)
Lineage: Eukaryota; Metazoa; Chordata; Mammalia; Lagomorpha; Leporidae
Gene: OXSR1
Product: oxidative stress responsive kinase 1
Exons: 18
Coding region: 61-1644 (527 amino acids)
Biological process (GO): protein phosphorylation
Molecular function (GO): ATP binding; protein serine/threonine kinase activity
Source: RefSeq, a predicted model, not a curated record
CGGCCCGGAGCCGGCGGAGGUCAGCGCGUCGCGGGAGGCCGGCGGUCCGCUGCCGCCGUCAUGUCCGAGGACCCGAGCGCCCUGCCCUGGUCCAUCAACAGGGACGACUACGAGCUGCAGGAGGUGAUCGGGAGUGGAGCAACUGCAGUGGUCCAAGCAGCGUACUGUACCCCUAAAAAGGAGAGAGUGGCGAUCAAGCGGAUAAAUCUUGAGAAAUGUCAGACAAGCAUGGAUGAGCUCCUGAAGGAAAUCCAGGCUAUGAGUCAGUGCCAUCAUCCCAAUAUCGUGUCUUACUACACCUCGUUUGUGGUCAAAGAUGAGCUGUGGCUGGUCAUGAAGCUGCUGAGCGGAGGUUCUGUUCUGGAUAUCAUCAAGCACAUUGUGGCAAAGGGCGAGCACAAGAGCGGUGUCCUGGACGAGCCCACCAUUGCUACGAUACUCCGAGAGGUCCUGGAAGGGCUGGAGUAUCUGCACAAGAACGGACAGAUCCAUCGAGAUGUGAAAGCUGGAAAUAUUCUUCUUGGAGAAGAUGGAUCAGUACAGAUCGCAGACUUUGGAGUUAGUGCUUUUUUAGCAACCGGUGGUGACAUCACCCGGAACAAAGUGAGGAAGACGUUUGUCGGCACCCCUUGCUGGAUGGCACCUGAGGUGAUGGAGCAGGUCCGAGGUUAUGACUUCAAAGCUGAUAUCUGGAGUUUUGGGAUCACAGCGAUCGAACUGGCCACAGGGGCCGCCCCGUAUCAUAAGUACCCGCCAAUGAAGGUUUUAAUGCUGACGCUGCAGAAUGAUCCUCCGUCUUUGGAAACUGGUGUUCAAGAUAAAGAAAUGCUGAAAAAAUACGGAAAAUCAUUUAGAAAAAUGAUUUCAUUGUGCCUUCAAAAAGAUCCAGAAAAAAGACCAACAGCAGCAGAACUGUUAAGGCACAAAUUUUUCCAGAAAGCAAAGAAUAAAGAAUUUCUUCAAGAAAAAAUAUUGCAGAGAGCACCUACCAUUUCUGAAAGAUCUAAAAAGGUCCGGAGAGUGCCGGGUUCCAGUGGCCGCCUUCACAAGACGGAGGACGGAGGCUGGGAGUGGAGCGACGACGAAUUUGAUGAAGAAAGUGAGGAAGGGAAGGCAGCCAUCUCGCAGCUCAGGUCUCCCCGAGUGAAAGAAUCCUUAACGAAUUCUGAGCUCUUUCCAACAACGGAGCCCGUGGGUACUUUGCUGCAAGUUCCGGAGCAGGUUUCUGCGCGUCUACCUCAGCCAGCUGCACAGAUGCCCACGCAGCCCACUCACGUCCCUCUCCCGCCCCCCGCAGAAGCAGCACAGACGGCUCAGGCUGUGCCUUCGGGAGCAAGUUCGCAGGAAGUCAAGGUCCCCAUCAGCCUGGUACUGAGAUUGAGGAAUUCCAAAAAGGAACUAAAUGAUAUCCGAUUUGAAUUUACUCCUGGGAGAGAUACGGCGGAGGGUGUCUCUCAGGAGCUGAUUUCUGCUGGCCUGGUUGACGGAAGGGAUUUAGUAAUAGUGGCAGCUAAUUUGCAGAAGAUUGUAGAAGAACCUCAGUCGAAUCGAUCGGUCACUUUCAAACUGGCAUCUGGAGUGGAAGGCUCAGAUAUCCCUGAUGACAGCAAACUCGUCGGAUUCGCCCAGCUCAGCAUCAGCUGAGCCGCAGCCCUGGAGGAGCGGCCGCAGGAGAUUCCACACGUGUGCAUACCCCGUUGCUUCUGUUGGCCUAAACCCUCUUCUGCCAAAGAACCCAGCAGCAACCCUCCGGCUCGGCACGUUAGCGUCCUCUGUUCUUCCUGCUGUUGUCGUCCCCUUCGUCCCCCAGGGAAAGAAACGUCGGGUCCCCAGUGGCCAGCGUCCCCUCACAGAGUUCCGUUCGUCAGUGUCCUGCACCUGUCCCCGUCUUCCUCCAUCUGAGAAGUGGCCCAGGAGGGCGAUCUGCGAGCUCACUCUUGCCUUACUCCAGUGCUGGCCCGGGUGGAAGGGAGCAGCUCCCUUGGGCUUCCUCGGCCCGCCUGGUCACGCACGCCUGCCAGGGGUGGCUGUCUUGGGCCACUCUUUACCACUGCAGUAGCAAUUAAAAGUUGACUGUUCAGCUGGAGCCCAGAGAAUUCAAUGCAGUACUUUUUUCUUUGUAUCUGAUGUGAAUUCGAGCAACCUUUGUUAGGAAAAAGCACAGCCUCGAUGGAGGCGGCCUGAACUGUGUUCCUGUCUACCCCUGGCGUGUCUCAGCGUUUGCUGCGGCUGCCCCGGGCAGCCCUUCCUCACUGCCCCUCAGAGAGGGUUGCUAGCCUUAACUUCAGCUGGUGCGGACUGCAGCCGCAGGCUCCUCCCACGCGGAGCUGCCGGCCGUUUUUCACGCAGUGUCAGGAAUGGCUUGGAAAAGCGAACUGCCAGAGGUGGUUUUGGACAGGAAAAACUCCGAUCAUCGGGAAGUAUUUAUGUUCAAGUCUUGAGAAAUUGGAUUGAAGAAAAACCGCGCCUGCCCUAGGUCCUGCAGUGGGAAGCAGUUCACCUGGCCUGCGGGUCGUGGGGAGGCGGGCGUGCGAGGCUCGGGCUCCCACAGCAAUAAAGAGCCACGCUGCGCCAGAGGCCAGAGAGGCCAGAGGGGCCUGCCUGCUGCCCUCCUCCUGCACUGACUCCUCGGAGGGGGACGCGCGCCCACCGCACUCGACGAACAGCGAAGCCACAUGUGCCGUGACCUUUAGGGUUUCUCAGUAGACAGUGUUCAUUUGAUUUUCUACAGAAAUAAUAUAAAUUAUUCUUUAGGCUUAGAAAGGGGCACUCAUAAUGCAAUAUGUGAAAUACCCCGCGGGGUUGGCUUUUCUCUUUCCUGCUGGUGCGCAGUCAGCCUCCUGUCUGAUUGCUGGUAACCCUGCCACGUCUUCUGUAUGAGUGGGACACAACCUGGCCUUAAGAAGACGCGCGCCUUUGGCCGCGGGCCUGCGGCGAAGGAAGACAACUUCCACAGGGUCACUCGCGCCCUCGCCAGCUUGGCCUGAACAAGCUGACCUGCCACACCCUGUCUCGUUCUCUGAGUCUGUGGCUUUGGUCCUAGGCUUUCUCACCUGCCCUGGGUGCAGAGGCAUGUUGGGAAAGGGCUGAAUGUUGUGCAGGGGGUGGGGGGAGGGGAGAAGCGAUGGGUUUGGGAUGUGGGUUAGAGGGAGAGUAGAUCAGAGGACCAGAAACCGAAGUCCGAGGUCCAGCAGGAUUGGUAAGAGUGGGAAGUCUGCUGAGCCGGUGGGUGGAGAGGAGAUGGACUAGUGGCUGGAAGUACUUAGCAUUGUUUACCUUUUCCUUUUAGGGUGGGGGUGGGGAAGCCAGGACAGGGAGGUGGGGAUGAGUAUGGGGCUCGCCUAGGAGUGUGCAGUUUAGUUUCAAACAAACCUAUUGUAAUCGAUUGACUUAGGAACGCCAGGGUGGUGGCGUCCCAUUUGGAGGUGAUCUGGCACCAGGCUGGGAGUGCUGGCUCUGUCGCCUUGUCAGCGGGACAGCAGCAGUGGGCCGGGCGCUCCUGCCUGCGGGGGAUUCGGAGACGGCAAGUCCCAGCAGGCAGUGAGGCUGAGAGGCAGGCGGGCAGCAGCUGCCCGGGGCCUGGUGAGUGAUGGCGCUGCCCCCGGGGUUCAGCUGGCCUCACUGCGCCAGGUCCCUGGCGUGGGGGCUGACUGUGGCACAGGUAACGCGUGCCAGUGCCAUCUGUGAAAUGCCCGGUCUGUGUAAGUGACUAGCGGAUUUGUUUGAGUUUUUUGCUUAAGUUUUGAACCAAACCCUAGGGCCAGCUGAUAGUACGUAAUGAUCUGGAGGCUCCCCCUACGACGCGUCGCUCGGUUACGGAAGAUGUAAAAUAUCCAACCCCCUCCCCCCCUUUUUGACUUUGUAUUUUACUGCAUGUUUUCUUCAUUUUUAAUCAAUAAAGAGUAAAUUGUCUUUA